Sipha flava (yellow sugarcane aphid) is the source of this 919-nucleotide messenger RNA. RefSeq names its product mitochondrial import inner membrane translocase subunit Tim23 (gene Tim23). The record is from RefSeq and is a predicted model, not a curated record. The coding region runs from base 270 to 851 and encodes 193 amino acids. Gene Ontology annotation, molecular function: transmembrane protein transporter activity. Gene Ontology annotation, biological process: protein import into mitochondrial matrix. NCBI's taxonomy places the organism in Eukaryota, Metazoa, Arthropoda, Insecta, Hemiptera, Aphididae. Gene Ontology annotation, cellular component: TIM23 mitochondrial import inner membrane translocase complex; mitochondrial inner membrane. The transcript is spliced from 4 exons.
UAAAACAUAACCAUCAAAUAAGUAUUUUCCUUGGGUUGAAAGACAUCCUCGAAUCUCUGUUUUUUUCGAUUGUACCGCUGUUCUUGUCAACGUCGAUCCUGGUCGCAGGUACAAUUUAGCGGUAUUUCGGUGCGUCUAUUCGUACGCUCUGUACUCCUGAUUGUAUUCUGUUCAUUCCUCACCGUGUGUACAUACACUCGUUUCCAGCGAAUUCAGAUACUGGCCGAACAGUUCUAUCGUCCACCACUUUAGCACCUUCAAACGCAAACAUGUUCAGUAUAGAGGAUGAUGACAAAGCCAAUCGAGGAAUAAUAAACAACUUUCCAUCAGUUCCAUCUCCAUACUUAAACUUUGACCCACAACUACUACCUCAAUCAUCUCAACCAGAAUAUAUAUUUCUGGAAGGUGCUGGUUCUAAACAACGUGGACGUUUUGAAUUAUCCUUUACCCAAAUUGGUACAUCAUGCUUGAUAGGUGCUACAAUUGGAGGUAUACGUGGAAUAUACAGCGGUAUAAAAUUAACAUCAAUGGAAAAUCAAACUAGUACUUACAAUAGAACUCAAAUCUUAAAUAGUGUUUUUAAAAAUGGAGCUCGCCUGGCUAAUACAUUUGGAACAUUAUCUGUAUACUAUAGUAUUUUUGGUAUCAUAUUAGAAAAAACUCGUGGCUGUGAAGAUGAGCUCAACACAAUUGUUGCUGGAACAAGCACUGGACUUCUAUACAAAUCCACAAGUGGUCUUAGAAGAUGUGGCAUUGGUGGUUUAAUUGGUUUCAGUUUAGCAACAGCAUUCAGUUUGGUUACAUCAAGGGAUAAAAUUAAAGAGAUUGGAAAAAGCAUUCUUCAUUCUUAAAAAUGUUUGCAUAAACACUUGUUUAUAAUAUAGUUUUUAUAUAACACAGUAUAAUGUAUUGAUUAUUA